CAUCUAGUGUGUCUAUAUAUUAUUGGACCGGGCUGGUUGACUUGUACCAACAAUUUUUAUAACUAAGCCAUUGUUCUAUCUGAGCUUGUACUCUGUCCUCAAUACAGAAUGGGCGGUGUCAUAGCGGAGCGUUUUGAUUGAUGCGGAUUAUCAUCCAAUGGAAGAGGACAUAAACAUUUAUGCAGCUAACUAGGAAGUUUGCUAGCUAGCAAUUUUGCAAAGAAGAUGGAUACGGGAAUGCUGGAACCAUCUUUGUACACCGUGAAAGCAGUCCUCAUUCUGGAUAAUGAUGGAGAACGACUUUAUGCUAAAUAUUAUGAUGACACAUACCCUUCAGUGAAGGAACAGAAAGCCUUUGAGAAGAACAUCUUCAGCAAGACACACCGGACUGACAGUGAGAUAGCUUUGCUAGAGGGCCUCACAGUCGUCUACAAGAGCAACAUUGAUCUCUUCUUCUAUGUCAUUGGAAGCUCACAUGAAAAUGAGUUGAUGCUAAUGGCUGUUCUAAACUGUCUGUUUGACUCACUGAGCCAAAUGUUGAGGAAGAAUGUUGAGAGGAGAGCUCUACUUGAGAAUAUGGAAGGUCUCUUUCUCGCUGUGGAUGAAAUUGUGGAUGGGGGAGUGAUUCUGGAAAGUGAUCCUCAGCAAGUGGUCCACCGCGUGGCACUAAGGGGGGAAGAUGUGCCUUACUCAGAGCAGACUGUCACCCAGGUGCUGCAGUCUGCCAAGGAACAGAUCAAAUGGUCUCUGCUACGAUAGGACCUGUCGACUCCCAUCAUCGGAUACUGUACCACCAUGACGCAUGGCUCCUCUCUCUGUGAUGUCAUCUCUUCCCCUCUACUCACUCCACACCAUUCCUCCCAUCUCUCCAAUCAGGACUGAGGAGAGGCUGAUCGCUCAUCCAAUCAGACACUCCCAGUGCCAGGGAUAUCUUUGAGUUUUGUCUGUAUCUGAAUCAAUCAUUCUAUCAUGUGUGUGUCUUUACUGUAAAAGUGUAUUCUUCUGAUAUCUUUCUGUAAAGCUAGCUCUGAGAGGAUAUUGGAUGGUAGUGUGUCAAUACAUUCCAGCUGCCUGGUUUGCAUUUUCUUCCACAGACCAUUUCAGUUGACAGCUUCAUGUGUUAACUAUAGUACAGACCAUAUAAAUACUUCCUUUCUAUUUAUAUGGUACAGACAUAUGGUCAGAUCAGGCAACCUUGUUGUUAGUCACUCAGAAUACUGGAUAAACUCAAGCAUUUAAAUAUUUUGAAUAAAAACAUUUAUAGACACUGAA
Messenger RNA from Coregonus clupeaformis (lake whitefish), 1272 nucleotides. Its product is annotated as coatomer subunit zeta-1. Gene Ontology annotation, cellular component: COPI vesicle coat. The coding region runs from base 226 to 759 and encodes 177 amino acids. NCBI's taxonomy places the organism in Eukaryota, Metazoa, Chordata, Actinopteri, Salmoniformes, Salmonidae. The record is from RefSeq and is a predicted model, not a curated record. The transcript is spliced from 9 exons. Gene Ontology annotation, biological process: intra-Golgi vesicle-mediated transport; retrograde vesicle-mediated transport, Golgi to endoplasmic reticulum; intracellular protein transport.